ACGCUGCUACGCUGGUUGUUGCGAUUAUUUUGUACGCUCUCCGUUCGUGUGCUACUGAAACGUGCGCUUUCGUAAGUGAAACGCAUGAAAACGGAAACAAUCUAGUUGUUUCUGAAGCGUUGCUACGACAAAACGUGUGCCCCUUGUUCUAUAAGUGUGUAAAAGUGGAGAGAGUUUUCCAAAAUGGUUAUAGACGAUUUCAAAUUGAUACAAGAGGUGAAAAUUCGUCCAUAUUUCUAUGUGAAGGACUUAACUGGCUAUCGAAAUACGUCGUUACGCAAGAAAGGUUGGGAUCAGGUCGCCGCUAUUUUCGAAACAACGGCCGAAGAAUGUGCCGCCCGCUGGCGUGCGAUAAGGGAUCGUUAUGUGAAAUUGAUUGCCAAAAUAGGCGCGAAUAAACCACUGACGGGUUAUGAUAAGAACUGGACACUACACGCAUACUUAAAGUUUCUAAAACCACAUAUUAAACCUAGAAUUUACAAGUUGAAGAAGAACGAUGCCAACACUAAUGAAGCUGACGAACACGAUUUCAUACAAAACAUUUCCUAUGAAGACACCUACGACGCGAAACUACCCAAAUAUGAGUCCAGCGAAGAGGCUGAGGAAUCGCUCAUGUCCAUGCCAGAUAUGGAUUGUAAUGAUGAUGGCGAAGUACCGUUUGAAGUCACCACCGCCGAAUCUUUCGUGCCACCGAAGUUACAAGUACCGGAUGUGCCAACGCAAUUUGGCGAUUUGCAAGAAAAAUUCGCAACUUUUACGAAGCGUGUGGAAUUCUUGCUCAAGCAGCGGUCGACAAAUGCGUCGGAUGAUAAAAACGAAGCUUUCUAUCGCAUGAUCGGUAUUAAGCUGGCCGAAUUGCCGGAAGAUGAACAGGAAGACGCGAAGUUGCACAUUAUCUCGCAUGUGUUCGAACGGGUUAAGGCGUAUAAACAAAAGACGCGGUGCUCGCUUAAUAGUAGUACGUCGUAGUCAUAAUUAGCUGAUAAAAUGUAAUGUAGGAAUUUAAGUUUUUUUUUGUUGCUUUCUACUUGCAAGUAAUAACUUUUAUAUGUUAAAAUAAAGGCUGUGUGGAGAAGUGAAAAAGUACAUGGUAGAUAUAUAACUGUCCUGCUAGUUUAAUACAUAUAUUAUAUAUAUGUAUAUACACUUCUAUACCUGUUUUGCCAGUCUGCAAUUUGCGCUCUAUAUUCUCUUCAAUUUUGUGUAUGCAGAAAAGGGGCCUGUUACUGCUGGUCGCUCAGUGCACAAACAGCUGUUCGUACCGCAGUCGCAGGCCGGUUCUGAACAGUCAAUUUCUGCUUUAUAUACUUACUUUUGUAUAUAAAAGGUGUGUGUAUAUAAUGUAGUAAAUAUGUGCGAAGACUGCACCGAAACUCGUUCCAUAAACACUACGCACUUUGAGUUUGGUUGAGUGAGAAAAACGCUUGCAGAGUGCACAGCCAAAAUCGGGUGCCAAUAAAAUAAAGAAGAGCGUACUCUUUGCUCAUUGCCAACAUUUGCUCGAAGAACGAAAGCACAUACAUAGAUUUCAAAAAUGACUACUUGCACUAAAUACUAUACUACACACACCUUCGGCUUCAACUGCCACACUAAUUAUGAGUAUUUUCUACAUUGAGUGUGUGCUGAGUGCAAGUCAUAGUCUUGUGACUGAGCAUGAGUGAGUUUCGGUUCAAAAAGCAAAUAAAAUGUGGAUAUUUUUAAUGCUAUAGCUGUAGAAAAGUGUGCGAAUAGGAACCUCCACUAUAAAAAUACAAUAUUUAUGAGUAGCUGUGGAAAUUUUGUACACUUUUGGGUUUAGUCGAUAUAAAGCACCGUAACAGUGUACAACGAAAAUAGGGAAAAAGUGAAUAGCCACUGGAUUGUUCAGUCAUGAGCAAUUCGGUUGGAGGAAAUUUACGUAAAUUUUUCGUAUAGAACAGCUAGAGGGAAAAUUGCGUAAAUUCUAUUUUAG
Molecule: messenger RNA, 1951 nt
Organism: Zeugodacus cucurbitae (melon fly)
Lineage: Eukaryota; Metazoa; Arthropoda; Insecta; Diptera; Tephritidae
Exons: 4
Coding region: 184-969 (261 amino acids)
Biological process (GO): regulation of transcription by RNA polymerase II
Cellular component (GO): transcription regulator complex; nucleus
Source: RefSeq, a predicted model, not a curated record